UUCUAAUUCAACAUGGAGGACUAUGAAAGUGUUCUGUGUGUUAAGAAUGAAUGUUUUAUUUACAAAAUUCCUCCGAGAACAAGCAACCGAGGAUACAGGUACUCAGAUACGUUCCUUUAGCAUGAUUUUUUGUCUCUGAACUAAUCUGAUCUUUACGCGUUCACGGGUUAACUGGAAAGAGCCAUUUGGGAAAAAUUCAUUUUUUUCUUCCUGUUUGGAUAUUUGACUAUAGGGAAUAUCCAGAAUCCAAAUUGAAAGAUAAAUGAAAAAUACUUGUUUUCCGAAAAUCCGCGCUCAUAAUUACAAAUGCCUUUUAUGUUUCUUGAAAUGUUAUGCGUAAAUUAUACAACUUCGAUGAGUGUUAUGUAGAAAUAAUAUCAAAUUACCAAUUAGUGAAUACGUAGCGUUCGCUCUAAUUUAUAUUAGCAUUAACUAUGCUCACGCUGUCUUAAAAUGCACUUCACUUUCACCUUAAAUUGGCCUCAACUGAUUAAAUUUUAGGCUCAUCUUAAAGGUUUUUAAGACAGCAUUAACAACCAUGAAAAAGUUGUCAAUUAUUGUGAUCAAAUUUUGGGCGUUAGUCUUCACCUUCUUCCUUCCGAGGUUGAUGGAAGUCGAUCUUUAAGUAGAGAACAUUGUUUUUAUAAAGUAAAUAAACUUAAUGCCCCUCCCUAGGUGCAUGGGAAAUCUUUACAGAAGGGAUGAUUUUGAAAGUAAUGUACAAAAAAAGAAAGGAAAAAAACAUUGUCUAUCACUAAGGGAGUCCCUGGAUUAUUAAUUAAAAGCACAAGUAACCUUUGAUAAACUAAUAGAUUUGCCUUUCUAUCUGCCUUCUGCUUAAUUAAGCAUUAAAGUGCACUUUGUAUUGGUUUACUGUCAUAGUAAUCUAUACUGGAGGCUUGGAGAACACAUGAAAAGUGUGUAAAUCUAGUUGGUAACCUAUCAUGGAUUGACAUCCCAUCCAGGAGGAGAGGAAAUACUCCUCUUUGCUUCCUGCUACCCACUCUGUGAUAAGCUGUAGCAGCAUGGGUCUCUUGGCUCAAAUAUCAAUUUCUUGCUUUCUCAGAGCUGCAGACUGGAAACUUGAUCAGCCAGAUUGGACUGGAAGGUUAAGAGUCUGUGCAAAGGGAAAGGAGUGUUACAUCAAGAUUGAGGACAAGACAAGUGGUGAGUUGUAUCAAUUAAAGGUGACUUCUAGAAUAAAUAAUUAACAUGUAAGAAUGAGAAGGUUACCAGUCAGACAGUGUGAGGUAUGGAAGCUAAAAAUUGUAAUACAUCCUGGGCAAAUAGAAAGGAAGAAGCAGGGUUUCAAUUAGAAGCUGGUUACUGGCAGUCUACCAUCACCUGUGAGCAAGUUCUUGUCUUUGAAUUUCACCCUAGAGUCCUUUUUAGGGUAUGACUGCCUCUUUGCCCCUUAACCCUUUAACACCUAAGAGUAACUAGCAUGUAAUUUCUCUUAACAAUUUAACCUCUGAAUAAAACAUUAAUGUUACAAGAAUUGAGGAAAUGAUCACCAACUAAAGAAGCUGUGGAUAAUGAAACAAAUUCUCCUUAUCAGUAACCUAAGGAAUGUAUAGGGAACAGUAUAGAGAAUAUGCAUACUGAUAUUAGUCUGGAAAGGGUUAAGCAAGCGUUUAAGGAAAAAGCUAUUGAAAUCCCUGGAAGUAGGCCAAGAAUAGAUCACUGUUGGCAACAUUUACUUCGCAUGUUGUUUCAAUCAGUAAAGUUAGUUUUUCAAGAAAAUAUCCCAUAUCCCUUUAAAUUCACAAUUAUAUCAACUAUAGAAUGGGAACUUGAUUAUAGAAAAAUUGCUCAACCCAAAGGUUCUACUCCUGUUAUUUUUGUGUACAGGUGAACUCUUUGCUAAGUGUCCUGUAGAUGAUUACCCAGGGAUUGCAGUGGAAGGUGUUCUUGAUAGCAGCCGUUACUUUGUCUUGAAAAUUGUGGAUGAUGGUGGUAUGUGCUAUUCGGUGUAUUUUUAUUUAGGAAGCAUUUAUUAAUAAUCAUAAUGUUUUAUUUCAUGUUCACUUAAUUAAGUUUAAACCUUUGAAAGCCCACUGAGCUAAAUCUGCGGUAUUUACAGGUACAACUUAAUCUUUUUUCAUUUGGUACAUUUCUCCUGACCAGUUCACCAUUUAAACCCUCAGGGUGACCAGAAUUUAAUUUCUCCUCACAGUAAUACUGCUGAAUUAUUUAUUAAGAUGUUGAGAAUAAAGAAAUGAUCUCCAGCCUAAGAAGCUUUGAUUGUUAAACAAAUUCUCCUUGUCAGAAGCAAAGGAAAAGUGUAGAGAAUACUGUGGAGAAUAUGGUUACUGUGCUAGUGUAUAAAGGGUUAUACCAAAAUUCAAUCUGUCAUUUAGCUGUCUGUCCAUAUAUGCUUUCAUCUGUUAAUUAAUUCAUUCAUAGCAUUUAAACAGAGUACUUUGAUGGAAAUAUUUUGGUUCUAAUUGCAGGGCGUCAUGCUUUUAUUGGAAUGGGUUUCACAGACAGAGGAGAUAGCUUUGAUUUUAAUGUAGCAUUGCAAGAUCACUUCAAGUAUGUUGAUUGCAGAUUGUUUUAUCAUUUGUGGAAUUUUUUUCCAAUAAUUUUUUUUUGUCAUUGAAAAUAUCUUAUCUACAUGUUGAUCUCAAUUUGAGUUGGAGAAGGUGGGAAAUAGCUGAGCAAGAAACAUUUAAAAGUUGCUCACUUCUCAAAGACCACUAAUGGCCUUACUAUGCUCAUUGUCACAACAUGACCAUUAUUGUAUAUUCAACCAAACCACACCAGCAUAUCACGCAAAAAUUGAGAAUUAUAUCAUUAGUAAUGGUUAAUAGUUAUGUGGUCAUAAUGUCUAAAAACCUGAUUAUCUUUUUCUUUUGGGAAAAGUGAAUAUAAUUUUCAGGAUCACAUCAAUAUUUACUUUUAUGAAAAAUUCAUAGUAUUUCUAAGUAUUGAUAUAAAAACCAUUGAAAAUACAAGUGACUACUAUGGUACUGGUCUUACCUUAAGGUUAUUUAAAAUUGAAAAUGAUAAUUGAUAAAUACUUGUUAUAGAAAAUAUGGAUUUUUACAUGUACCGUUCUAUCAAAUUUAGAUUGGAAUUCCAUAUUUUUUGGAUGACCUGUAUUUUGUUUAUAUUUACUCUUGUGUUAUACAUAGAUGGUUGAAACAGAGUGAAAAACUUGCUGCAGAAGCUGAACAACCUGAUCUUACUCCAAAAUUAGACUUGGGCUUCAAAGAAGGUCAAACAAUUCACAUUAAUCUUGGGGUGAGUUGGACUGUCUCUCGCAAUUAAGUACACUUAGAAAUGAAGCUUAACCCUUUAACUCCCAAGAUCUGAUUGUUAAUUCUCCCAUCUAGCUGCUACACACUUGAAUCAAGAUCACAAUUUCUACCUGACAAGUUUGAAUAUUCUCAAUUCCUGUUUGCUGAAUAAUGUAUGGAUAUUAUGCAGAAAAGUUACAGGUUUAUCGCUAGGGAUGCAAUAAAUGAAAGUCUACUACAGUAGGCCUCCAAGAUAUUCAAUACAGUGUACAUCAUGUUCCAAGUGUACACUUAACAAUGACACUUUCCCAUUUCCUUGCUGCAGUCAUAAAAAUUAAUUCAAAGUACUUUGUGCAACUUGUUCUGGGAAAGAAAUUUUGCAGUGGGGACCUAUAUUACAAGACAAGUUGUCCACAUUGCAUGCAAAAAAUUGUUGUUGAGGUAUUUCCUUAUACUAUGUAGCUGUAACUCAUGACUGAAUGUGUGUCCACUUAAAAAGCCCCAACUAGUAAGAAAAACUAAACAGAAAAAAAAACAUGGAAACCAUUACUGCACCAUCAUGUUUUUGGUCAAUCCUCAUACUCUGAAGGCUUCAUUUCAGACAAAGUUCCAAUAUUGACCACAUCAUAUUGCUGGGCAGGACCCCUUUGCCCUUCUCUCAAGGGGAUACUGACAUUGCAUUACAUUGUUUAAGUCAUUUUGCUUCCAACUUCAAGGAGAUUAGUAGAACAUUGGCACUGUUAGACAGAAAAACACAAGGAGCAAUCAUUAUGAUAAACAAGCAACAAGUAGCUAAGAAUGGAGAGGGUUAAAACAUGUUAUGAAAGACAGUGUUUUUCAAGAUGCCUCAACUGUGAUGUAGUUCCUUUCUGUCAUAUUUCAAGAACGUUCAAUAAGUAAAAUGUGAUUUUUAACUUUUCAGAAUCGUGCACCUGGUGCAAGUGCAACAAGCCGUCCUAAGCCAGGUAUGCCUGAUUUGAUACUAACAAAUAAAUGAACAAUUUUUGGAUAAUUGUGGGUUUUGUGAAUGAUAUAAUUUUAUCGCUACAGAAAUGUAUGCAGGUAGGAUUUAAAAAAUUGAUAGGUUAUUUGAAGAAUAAUUUCAUAUGAUGUGACAUUUUCAGCUAAGGAAUCUGUUGAAAUGAGGUUUCAGCCAGUUUCUGACAAAUGUAAUACCCAUCAUACACAGUUUUUAUUCAGUGUGAUCAAUCGAUUUUCAGCAUUUGAAUAGAUCUGUGACAACCAUGGUUAUGCUCAAUACAUGUGACUUUACUCAUAGUCUGGAAAAUCAAAGCAAUGGUUUGGAUAAAGUGUGGCAAAGUCUUGGAUUUUGCUCAAACCAAUGCUUGUGGAGGAGGAAUGUAGAAUGGGAAAUGGUGGACUGAGGCUGGACAUGGGGGUUGCUUGACCUGCUGGUAACUGGCAGAAAUUAAUGGUGUUCUCUGCUGGAGGCCUUAGAUGCACAGACACACAAAGAGGACUAACUAACUAAAUUAAAUGCUUUUGAUCUAGCCAUAAGGCAACUUUGUCUUAAUAUAAUUCAGAAUUCACUUGCCUGACUAUGUUACACACCUGGAAGAUCAUGCAGCUUUAUCUCUAAAAAAUAUGAUUCAUUCCUAACUAAUUUUGGUUCAUUUUCUUAUAGCAGGAGGUGGAUUUGGUGUCAUCCCCCCUCCCCCUGGGGGUUUAGCUCCCAAGCUAGCACCACCCCCAGGGGCAGGGGCAUCACCUGCAUCUGGGAGGAGACCAAUUCCUAAUUUUCAACCUCAGGCUCCCUUCCCUGACAUGGGAAGUUUUGGCUCCAUGUCAACAGUUCCACAACAAAGUCAACAACAGAGUACAACAUCUGAUUGGGGAGAUUUUACUUCUGCAUCAGGGUAA
Messenger RNA from Pocillopora meandrina, 5123 nucleotides. The record is from the annotation of a GenBank genome assembly. Lineage: Eukaryota; Metazoa; Cnidaria; Anthozoa; Scleractinia; Pocilloporidae.